UACUGGCGCGACAUCAUCACGCCAUCACAGUCAUCUUCUGCCCAUCGACCUGAGAGACUUCCACUUUCCAUCUUCUACCGUAAAUCACUUGGACCUGAAGUUGACCGGAUCGGCAUCGCCAGAUUCCAGGCACUAUGCCCCAAUCUAUAGCCAUGCUUCACUGGUAACGACACGGCACCUUUGACGUUGUUGAGAGCGAGCGAGCAAGCGACAAGCGGCUAGUAGGUGAAGCACAGCCCGUGUGCUCUCCGACUCAUAACGCGCUCGCAGGACUACUGAAAUCUGGACAGAGCUUCGAGGCAAAUCAACAAGUUCAGCGGGUUCGAGGUUGUAGUCGUCGUGCAUGUGAUUGCCGCCGCGUGUGAGACAUCACCCACUCUUGCCUGGUGAUUGCAGCACGACACCGGUAUUGUUCAUUCACCUGCCGACCUCAGAUCUGAGAUUGCUGUGUCGUGCACUGGGCAUGGCGUCUUCAGGCAAGCAACAUGACAUCGCAGCUUCGCAGCCAGCUCUGCUGCCCAUCAGAAGUGGUGCCCGCGCUACAUCGUCUAUCAAAAACAUAUCGAGCCGCGUACGAUCAUCUCUACCGCGGCGGCGCCUCAGCAUGGACCUGCCAGAGCGACUGAGGUUCGACGAGGCCGAGGAAGAGGAUGUGGACGAUGGCACUGGAGUCAAGGAUGGCUUUCCGGCGCGGAGCAUGUACGGAAUGCUUGCAGCUGCGCAGAGCAGGCCAAAUUUUAAGAAGCAAUUUACCCAGCAGGAAAGCGCGAGUGACAGUGAGGGCGAGGACGAUAAACACAAGAGGCGGAGUGUGGACCAGCGGAGGCCAUCGAAGGAGAUUUCGAGAGACGCUGACAAAGGCAGGAAACCCAGUGAAGAGGGCAGAACAUCGCCGAGGCCAGAAGAGAGCAGCAAGAGGCACAAAGCGCGGCUAUCAGUGAACAGGCUUGCCAGGUCUGUUCUCAGCAAACAUGAGCUGAAGCCCACCACAAAGCAGACGGAGUCGCAGGAGCAGGAUGCCAUGACAUCCAGCCAGAUCCUGCCUCCGAGGGUCCAGGAGACGACAUCAGAAGCGCGGGCAACAUUCGUGCGUCCGGACGCAACAGUGCUGGACCGAAAAUUGAAAGCCAUGGCACAGGCAGAACUGGACGCUUCGACGAGCACACUGACCAGCAGAAAGAGCAGAGAAGAAGGCAAGGCGUUCGGCGAAGUUGAAAGUGACAAGACCAACCAUUCGUUGGCUCACGUCAUUGCGGACAUUUUCCAGUUCGCAGAACCAGAGGAGGUCACAUCGGAAUUCCAAUGCUGGUAUCUGCAGAAUGUGCUGCUACAAGGCUUCAUGUACAUUACUACGAAGCAUGUCUGCUUUUACGCCUAUCUACAGAAGAAAACCACGAAAACGGUCAAGAGUGGACACCUCGGCAAGCUGGGGAAACACAGCUAUCGAUAUCGGAGGUACUGGUUCGUGCUGAGAGGAGAUUCCUUCUCGUACUACAACAGCUCUGCCGAGCCAUAUUUUCCCAACAACGUAGUAGACUUGCGAUACGCUAUAUCUGCGGAGCUCGCAGCGGUUCCUGGUAAGGAAGAGACCGCCUCAGAUUUCACGAUCACGACCCCUUCCAGGGUAUACCAGUACCGGGCAGAUAUGGUUUCAUCUGCAAAGGACUGGGUCAAGCAAUUACAGAAAGUCAUCUUUCGGACUCAUAACGAUGGCGACUCAGUGAAGAUCUCGCUCCCAAUCGACAGCAUUAUGGAUGUGGAACGCACGGGAGUGGUUGACUUUGCUGAGACCAUCAAGCUACGAGUUGUCGACAACGAAGAGACUUUCGCUAUUGAUGAAUACUUUUUCACGUUCUUCCAUCACGGGGAGGACGCGGUCAAAGCGCUUAUUGCACUCGCUGCGGGCAAUGGCGCGAAGAAGUUGCGUAUCGAGGGAGCAAUUAGUCCGUUAUCGAAGCACCGGUCUCCAGCAGGCAGAAAGAUGUCAUCGGCUGAGCAGUCGCCCCGUCUGAGUACCAUCAAGUCGACCUUGCUGCCGGCUUCUGCUGCUGAGCGCUCAGUAUCUCGAUCGAGCGGGGAAAGGCGAAGGCUGGAACGACGAGCAAGUAGCGAUCAUGGCGUUGACGUGUCCGACAGAGGCCGCACAUCUGCCAGCGCGCAGGGCAGGGAUAGUCGUAACGCUUCGAAGUCGCCCAUGUCGCCGUCCAUACAUGCAUCCAGUGAGAGUUUCGUUACCUCAUCAGAGCCACCCGACUCGUCCGUGGACGGAGACGCAAUGGACGCGGACAUGUCAGCAAGCCAGAUGCUAAGUGACGACCAUGUUUUUCGUGGGCCGACACUCAGGACGUCACAAGCUCGCCGGACGGCGGCGGGCCAGCCAGCCGGGCGACCACGACAGGUAUCAAGAGCCUCGUCGAGAGACUCAAGUGGAGAACGGGAUAGUAUUGCGCGUGUACAGGCUCCCUCGUGGCCAGCCACAUAUAGAAGUAUGGGUAACCAACGACCCACUCCGCAGCGCACUGAAAGCGGUGACUCUGCUCGCACGGCUGAACCAGACGACCGCCCUCGACCCGAACCAAGUGGACCAAAGCUCAUUCGUGGCAUAUCUACACCGCUUCAGCACGCUAUGAAUGUCGCUGGUGCGGUUCGUGCUGGCAGCAAGCGGGUGGGAUCGUACUUGAGUAGCAGUCCGAAGACAUACAUCACCAACUGGACAGAAGCCAUGGCUGGUGGAAAGAGGCACUACACAGAUAUCGAAGGUCUUGCCCAUGACGAAGGCGUACGUGAGCCUGAGCGGCAUCUCGACUAUGCCGAGCACGAACGCCGCUUUCAGGAACACUUUGGGCUGCCACCUACAGAAAAACUCGUUUCUGUGUUUUACUGCUGGCUGCACAAGACUGUGCCUCUUUGGGGCAAAAUCUACAUGGGCACACGCCGACUCUGCUUUCGGAGUCUAUACUACGGGACAAGCACUAAACUGAUCAUCCCAUACAAGGACAUCCUCAAUGUCCAGAAGCAGCGAGGGUUCCGCUGGGGAUAUCCGGGAAUGGUCCUUGUCAUUCGUGGGUACGAAGAGCUUUUCUUUGAUUUCCAGGAUACUGGUCUCCGAGACGACUGUGUCGUUAGCACUCUCCGCACUGUCGAAGUCGUGGAAGCUGCGGCUGAAUCCAUGAUACUCACCGAAGUGGAACAGCAGGAUGCCAGCGAGGCCGCUGCCGAAAACGCCUUGUUACGUGCAGCAAGACAGACUGGGCACGAUGAUGAAGAGGGGAUAUCCUUGCCUGAAGAGGUCGAUGCUCUCCCUGUAAUAUUCGAUGAUCCUUCAGCGUCUGUACUGGAGUUCAGGCCUAAGAAGUCUCUGAACAUUACUUGUCUGACGAUCGGAUCGAGAGGGGAUGUACAACCAUACAUUGCACUCUGUAAAGGACUCCUGGCCGAGGGACACAAGCCCACGAUUGCGACCCAUGCGGAGUUUCGAGGCUGGGUCGAAAAACAUGGGAUUGCAUUCAAAGAGGUCGAUGGAGACCCGGCGGAGCUCAUGCGGAUUUGUGUCGAGAAUGGAAUGUUCACGCCGUCCUUCUUCUUGGAGGCGAACUCCAAAUUCCGCUCUUGGCUGGACGAGCUCCUUGUUUCGUCGUGGGCGGCAUGCCAGGGAGCAGAUUUGAUCAUUGAGAGCCCUUCUGCGAUGAGCGGUAUACAUAUUGCCGAAGCUCUCGAGGUACCAUACUUCCGCGCCUUCACUAUGCCAUGGACGAGGACGAGAGCGUAUCCACACGCGUUCGCGGUGCCAAGCCAGAAGCGUGGUGGUGGGUACAACUACAUGACUUAUAUCUUCUUCGAUAACAUGUUCUUCGCUGCCAUUGCCGGGCAGAUUAAUCGAUGGCGUGGAAAGACUCUCAAGCUCGGACCCACUAGUCUGGACCGGCUGCAACAGAACAAGGUGCCGUUUCUCUACAACUUCUCGCCGAGUGUCGUGCCUCAGCCGCUCGACUUUAGCGACUGGAUCAAGGUCACUGGAUAUUGGUUUCUCGACGAAGGGGAAGACUACGUUCCACCGGCAGAACUCGCGGCAUUUAUCAAGAAAGCGCGAGACGAUGAACAGAAGUUGGUCUACAUUGGCUUUGGCUCUGUCACGGUGUCGGAUUCGCGUCAAUUGAUGCAGCAAAUUGUGGACGCAGUGGUCAAGGCAGACGUUCGUUGCAUCCUGUCGAAAGGCUGGUCCGAUAGAUUCGAAACAGCGGUCGCCGCAAGUCAGCCAGCAUUGGUGUUGCCGUCUUGCAUGUACGAGAUUCGAGCUGCUCCACAUGACUGGCUCUUCAAGCAAGUUGACGCCGUCGUCCACCACGGCGGAGCCGGCACGACGGGAGCGUCUCUGCGGUGCGGUGUUCCCACCAUCAUCAAGCCAUUUUUUGGCGACCAAUUCUUCUUUGCGACGCGCGUGGAAGACCUUGGGGUGGGACAGCAUCUGAAGAAGGUGACGGGCAAUCAGCUCGGUCGGGCACUGUGGUACGCGACACAUGAUGAGCGCAUGCGGAGCAAGGCGAGAUUGUUGGGCGAGGCGAUUCGAAGCGAGAAGGGAGUGGACACGGCGAUCAAGGCGAUCUAUCGGGACAUGGAAUAUGCGAAGAGUCUGAUUAAGAAGAAGAAGCAGCAACAGGCGCACGGGGCCACGACGUCGACUUCUUCUGACGGGGCGAAUGCGAGUAUCGAUCUCUCGGAAGAUACAGAAGAGAAUUGGACAUUUGUCGAAAUGGAGGGAGAAGCGGCGGCGGCGGCGGCGGCGGCGGCAGCAGCAGCAGCUGAAACGGAAGCAUUUGGUGCUCUUGCUGCAGAACUUGGUGGCGGCGGGGCAGAGUCAUGUCUGCCAAGGUCGAGCUCGAAGGCGUUGCAUGGGCAGCGCAGUCAUUCUUCUUCUUUUCGUUCUUCUUCUUCUUCUUCUUCCUCUUCUUCUUCUGCCGCUGCUAUUGCUAGUGGACAGCACAGUAGGGCGGGGGGAGUGGCGGUGCGGGGUGGUCGUUCGUAGUGUGAACGACUAGGAUUCCGUAGCACGAUGAGGUCUACAGUGGGAGGGAGGGAGGAGAGGGGGAAGGGGGAGUGGCAGAGGAGAAGAGAUACUUUGUGAAGGUUGGUGCUGCAUGAGCGACUCGGGAGUGCAUGGGGAAGCAUAGAUGGUUUUCAUUGUUUAGCGCGGCGUUGAGGGAGAGGGCGAGAGACUGGGAAGAGGAUAUAGAUGUGAGGUUGGCUUGAGGUACCUAAGGAGGUAAGGUACCGUAAGUAUGCAGACACGAGGUCAUGAUAGCAACGCCCAAUGGAGAUUUUCAUCCCAGUGAACGAGUCUCUCUCUCUCUC
Molecule: messenger RNA, 5349 nt
Organism: Sphaerulina musiva SO2202
Lineage: Eukaryota; Fungi; Ascomycota; Dothideomycetes; Mycosphaerellales; Mycosphaerellaceae
Product: glycosyltransferase family 1 protein
Exons: 1
Coding region: 464-5023 (1519 amino acids)
Biological process (GO): carbohydrate metabolic process
Molecular function (GO): UDP-glycosyltransferase activity; hexosyltransferase activity
Source: RefSeq, a predicted model, not a curated record